Messenger RNA from Rhodofomes roseus, 1454 nucleotides. RefSeq lists its product as uncharacterized. The record is from RefSeq and is a predicted model, not a curated record. The transcript is spliced from 6 exons. Lineage: Eukaryota; Fungi; Basidiomycota; Agaricomycetes; Polyporales; Fomitopsidaceae. The coding region runs from base 215 to 1315 and encodes 366 amino acids.
UCUUGACUCUGGACCAUGGUAUCGUGCAGGCUGGCGAUUGGGAAACGAAGUGUAUGUCACCGUGAAAUGUGCGUCCAGGUCCACGUCAUUUUUUCUCGCGGACAACUCUGGGCGCUCCCGUCGUAAGUCAUAAAGGCUGAUUUGCUGCGGCAUCGCAUCUGAAAGCGGCGCACAUUCCCCUCACACGGCUUCUCUGCUUUUAACUCAUCUCCCAAUGGACGAUCUGCGUCGAGGUGUGAAGAAGAAAGGAAAAAAGGGCAUGACCACGCAGCCCAUGGCUACACCUGUGCCUAUACCCCGCACUGCGACGAGGGAGGAAGUUGUGUCAUCGUCGUUGCAAUCCGCCGUUACCGGGGGCGAUUUCACGAAUAAAGUAUUCUACGCAUACACUCGCAGGACGGCAUCGGGGGUUGUGGAUAGGCCUCAUCUAAUAUUUGCGAAUGAAGCGAUUCUGAGGAGCGUAUCAGAUUACUUCGUGACGCUCUUCCAAUGGGACAUCCAGGAUGGGCAUAUGUCUACCGAUGACUAUGACUACAUGUCCGAUAGUGACCUUGAUGAUGAUAACGACGAGGUCGAUGCAGACGGUAGAGGCACACCUCAUGAAUACUUAGACAGUCAACGGGUGCCUGAGUCGAGCCAGACUGCCACGGACGGCCCAUCGCGCCUCGCCAGGGGGCCGAGGGAAGAAGCCGAGAACUCCAAAACCUCAACAGGGAUUGCUACUCCUGUCUUAACAGAGGAUUCAUCGACGCCGCCGCAUACCCUUCCGGAAUCAACACCGUCGUCGCUUGUAACCGCAGUAGGCCCUGUCAGAAAACCUAUACCCCUCGAGACCGUCGCCUUCAAAACCUUCCAAUCCUUCGUUAUUUGGUGUCUCAUUGGGAAGAUUGCAUUCCUGCCGUUGAGAUCACAGCCGCCUUCCGUCCACAUGCAGUAUUCUAUGAAAUCCGCUGGACCGUAUGGGCCACCGCCGUGCUCACCGAAGUCAAUGUAUCGCCUUGCUCAUACGUUUGGCAUUGCUGAGCUGAAGAAGCUCGCGUUGGACGAUAUCAUGACGAAAAUCACUCCUGAUAACAUUCUUUCCGAGCUGGGCUCUUCAUUGACAAUCAGGUACACGGAACUUCAGGAGGCCGAAGUGAACAUGCUCAUACAGAAGGGACUCACGCCCGCUGUGCUCAGCACGAUGCCUCGGUGGCUCGCCGAGAUUAGCAGUUCACUUGGACCGCCGGGCUUGGAUAUCGUUGCGUUGCUUAUCCAGAAGAUGGCUCAGAACACAUCCGCGUUCCGGAAUUCGUCGAAUGGCGGCUGGUAUUAGUAGGCAGGAUGCGAUGUGUUUUGUCAGCUGUAUGUUGGCCGUUGUAGUUCUGAGUCGGUUCUAGUCUGGUGUACGUAAGCCAUGCAGGUUAUUGGUGACCCGGCGCAUGCCCAUGGUCUUGUAAUGGCUCAACAAAAAU